This is a messenger RNA of Harmonia axyridis, 6835 nucleotides long. RefSeq lists its product as uncharacterized. The record is from RefSeq and is a predicted model, not a curated record. Bases 5335 to 6477 code for a protein of 380 amino acids. Lineage: Eukaryota; Metazoa; Arthropoda; Insecta; Coleoptera; Coccinellidae. The transcript is spliced from 3 exons.
AUGACAACGAAAGGAAUCUGUUUGAAAUGAAAAAAUACUGACUAACUGUGAAAAACGAAAAUGGUGUUUAAAAUACACCAUGCGAGCAGUAACGUUAAGGAAAGAGGCGCGAGUAGUUGAAGGUUAAACCAACAAACUGUUUGGAGAUUGAAUCGAUUAUAAAAAAUUUUAAAAUAAAUAAAACCCCCGGUCAUGAUCAGAUAAGAGCUGAAACGUUGAAAGAAAUCACAGAAGAAAUUUCUGAGCAAUUGUUCCACUUGAUAAAUGAGAUAAUGUUGAGAAGUCGGGUUCCCUGUGAGUUCAAACUAGCGGUGGUCAAGCCUAUUUAUAAAAGUGGUGAUAAAACUUUACCAGUCAAUUACAGACCAAUAUCCUUGAUAUCCUCGGUUACCAAAAUAUUCGACAAAGUGUUGUGUGGGGUUCCUUAGGGUACGGUCCUCGUUCCGAUUCUGUUUACGGUGUACUUGAAUGAGCUUCUUAUGGUUGAUACGGCUGGUGAUAUGAUAAGUUUCACGGAUGAUAUCGCCAUUUUUUACAGGGAAGCGCAUUGGGACAGCCUGAUAUAUAAGACUGAAAAGGAUAUGGUGGGGGUUAUAAAUUGGCUCAGUUUCCGGAAGUUACUACUAGCUUCGAUAAAAUAAGGUAUAUCCUGUUAUCUUGCUACAAAAAUAAACUAACUAUUUUUGAUUUCAUGGUUGUGAACGUCAAUGGAGUAGUAAAAAUUGAUUUGGCUUCUGAGAUCAGAUAUUUGGCUGUAACCAUAGAUCGACAUCUAAGAUAGGACAAACAUGUGAAUUAUACUGUGGAUACCCUCAGAACCAUGCUAUUUAAGUUUAGGUAUUUGUUGAAAAUAUUAAAAAUCCAACAUCUGAGGAUUUUGUAUUUUGCACUUGUGGAGUCGAGGAUGAAAUACGGAAACUUAGGUUGGGGUAGUGUAUUGGACGCGGCCUUAAAAAGACAUAACAUCUCACAAAAAUAUUUUCUGAAACUUAUGUACAAAAAAAAAAGAACUACCCUACCGAGGAUCUUUUUACUGAAUCGAGGAUAUUCGAUAUAAGACAGACAUACUUUUUCAAUGUUAUGAUUUAUAUCCAAAAGCGGAGAAUUGUAAUAACUGACUCAUUAGACCACACCUGCCAAACGAGACAGAAGACUCAAUUCCAUAUAAAGGUGAAUUCCUCAAAGAAAAGUAUUGGACAGAGAACCCAUAUUUAUUUAUGUAUCUAGGAAAUUAUUUAACUUGAUUCCGGAAUUUCUUAGGAGGGAUAUAAUCGCGAUAAAUUCUGUAGGUCUCAUGAAAAAGAAGAUUAGAUUAUACAUCUACACAUUAAAUAGAAGUGAUAUGUAUCUUGGCUUGUAUUCUUGAAUUGAGCGAAUAAACUUAUAUUAUUAUUAUUAUUAUUUGUUUGCUCCAUCAACUCCGAGAUCCCCAAGCCCAGUUUGCAUUUUGAAACUUUGAACGUUAUUUCAAUAUAAAUUUAAUAGUCAGUACGCCACUGAUGUGUGUUUCCGUAGAACGGUCUGCUAGGAUCACACCCGUUGGUAUGUUUGAUAUGAAGUCCACCAAUUGAAGCCAUAAAUUAAUCGAUCCUAUUUAUAAGUCCAACAGUAACUAGAUUUCAUGCGAAUAGCUCACAUAAUUUUCUGAAAAUAGUUCCGAAAGUAGAAUGAAAAUUUAAGAGAUAAAAUUUUUAUUUGAAUGUUUGUUAUUGAAACAGAGAGAAGGAAAGUAUAUAGUUCAUUAUACUUGGUAAUACAAAAAUUUUCAAUAGUUAGAGGAAUUACUUUAAUACAAUCCUGCUGGACCUCUGUGAUACAUCUGAAACGCUAAUAGUUUGUGUGAGUUAGGAGAAGUAGAAUUUCUAAAUUGGAUUCGAAAGAAACCAUAUGUCGUCGGUGCAAUGCCACACCCACGAAUGUGCAAAAUUUUAGUUUUUCACCUAAGUACAUCACUAUCAAUGUCCCAGCCAUUCCAAGAUCACGAAUGUGAUUGAAGGCUCAGAAGUGGUGGGCAGGGGAUAUGCACUUUAACGAAAGUCAGUCUAAAUUGUUCACUUGCAAUGCGUGCAUCGCGAAUGUACCAAUUCGUGUUUGUGGCAGAGUAGUGAUCGAGUUGACCUUCGACGUGCAUAUCGCGAAAGUGGCAUUUUCGUGUUUGUGGCGGUGUAUAUGUGUGGUGAGCUUUAAAUGUGAAAGCAGUCUAUAAUUUCGGUCUUGAAAAUUUUCGAAAUUUCGCAGAAAAUAAUCUGUAGAAAAUAUUCUUUCAUAGUGAACUGUGAUUGUAAACUCCGUUUCUUUUCGAAGAUCUCAUCAUCUCGAAUUGACCCUUUUUGAGUGAGACGCAAUUAGAAAACUGUGUUUUUCGAUAAGAUUUGUUAUUGAUCAAGUGGAUAAACAAUCGAGGCGGUCAUCUGGCGGCUCGGUGAAUCUGAUGGUGAAGCGGUACAUACACGUUGAUAUUUAAAAGUGUGUGUUAUUUGUUUAAACGAAAAUGAAUGAUGAAAUAACGUUGAAGACAAUAUAUGAUGAAAUUCAAACCACUCGAAAGGAACUAAGGGCUCUUAUUUCGGAGAAUGAAAGCAAAUCAAUACAGAGACUAGAAGAGUUGAAUUGUAAAGUUGUAAACUUGGAAAAAGAGAAUAAACAACUUUUGGACAGAGUAGAAUAUUUAGAGAGGAAAUGUUAUAAAAACAAUAUAGUGAUAUAUGGACUGCAAAACGGAGAAAACGUCUCAACCGAAGGUGUAAUAGGGGAAGUGAAUCGUCUGCUUGAGACAGAUAUUGCCGAAUCAGAAAUUAGUGAUAUAUACCAGCUAGGAAGGGCCAAAAAUCGACCCUUGAAAAUUGAAUUCGCUACUUAUAGGAAAAAACAAGUACUGUUGGAUAAUUCUAAGAAACUUAAAGGAACAAAUAUUUAUAUAACUCAAGAUCAAACAUCGCAACAGCGAGAAGAACAGAAAAUACUUAGGAAUUACUUGAGGAAAAUAAGAGAAACCACCAGUGAUGUGGGAUACGUUAAGGGUAACAAGUUGAUAAUUGGUAAUGAAAUAUACACGGUGGAUGAUAUAAGAAAAAUAAACAAACAAGAAGAAAUUUCUGAGUCUGCAGGUACCACCCCUUCACCAGUUGAGGAGGAAACUCAAGAAUAUAACGCGGAGGCCCACCAGAAGAUAGUUGGUUCCAGGGAGGUGAGACAUGUGAAAGAUAAAAAUUUGAACAAGGAACUUAGGGUGGAAGUGAGGACAAAAAAGACAACAAGAUCGAACAAGUAGAAUAUAUUUGUUUCAAACCAAAACUCCAUCAUUCUUAUUCACAUUUCCCAUAUUGUACAAUAAAACAUAUCCGGCUCUAGGAUAUGUUUUAUUGUACCAUAUGGGAAAUGUGAAUAAGAAUAAUGGAGUUUUGGUUUAUGUAAGGGACUACAUGUUAUUGGAUCAUCAGGUUGUUUCUCUGGGCUGCACUGAUAUAUUAGUCAUAAAUUUGAACAUUAAUGGGUUGCUUGUUACAGUUAGUGCAAUCUACAGAUCUCCAUACACAGGGGUAAGGUAUUUCAUUGAGGAGCUAGAGGUAUACCUCCAUAAUACAAGAAAAAAUAGAAAACCAUAUAUUAAUGUUGUUGUAACAAAAUUUUCCUGAUCUUCGACUGAACGCCCCCGAUUUUGGACAAAAUUUUCCUGAUUUGCGACAUACUGCCUCCGAUGAUGAUAACUUUACCGAGCAUGUCCUUUCUUUUUUCACUGAUGAUGUGCGACACGAGGAGGAGGGAAGUUUGUUUUCGACAUAUAGCUCUGAAUGAGGAGACUCUGCUAAUAAUUUACAGGCGGCCGUUUCAUCUGAAACUGCAACCUCAUUUCCUGGUUUAUUUGUAUUGUGUAAUUUUUACCUUAGUUUGUCUUGGAAGCUUAGGAGCAUUUAUAAUUUUAUUUUGAGGUAUUCAAUACAUUGAAUGUGAUAUUGUGUUUCUAUGUACCAGUUAGCAAAUAAACUAUAUUAUUAUUAUAUUUCGCAUGUGUUUUACAUUCGUUGACUUGAUUCUACUAAACCUUUCUCAGUAUUGUGUGAAAAAAUGAACUCCCACACUGCUAAACUAUUCGCAAACUUGAGACAAUCACGUCUGGAUUCACCAAAGGAGCAUGAACAGGAGGUAGGAAGAUGUUAAUAUGCCAUUAUGAAAAUAAAAUUUUGUACAUUUCAGUGAUUGCCUGAUAGAAAUGAGCAUUUUAAAGCCUAUAGAGUGCAUUAUCUUAUAUCAUUUGUAAAUUUUUUGCAUUUGAGAAUCCGGCUGCAAAAGAAAUGAUUUCUGCUAAAUUUCCAAAUAAUAAAAAUAAUAUGAGGCACUGCACUUUAGCCAUUAAUUUGGCAACUUGUUUAACUGUUUUUUCAUUAGGUCUCAAAGAAAAUUGAUGAAGAACACCACACCAAAUAAACAAAUGGAGCCGGAACAUCAAACGUUUCUGUUUUUAUACCAAAUAAUGAAACGGUUUCAGAGAUCCAACUAGAAGCACAACCUUUGGUAGAGAUUACGGGCACCUCCAGUAGGGGACCGACGUUUGAUAACGAACUAGCUUCAAACAAGAGUGACUUCUCUGACUCUUCAUCAGAUAACUAUAAUCCCAAAGAAGACUCAAGUUCUAGCAGUUCUUCUUGCUCUUCUUGUUCGAGUUCUAGCGAUACAAGUUCAGAAUCAGAGGAUCAGAUUGAAAUAAAAGAAAAUACAUUAAGUAAGGGCCCUAAGAGGAAGAAGAAAAACAUAAACGCUUGGAAGAAAAACAUAAGGAAACAAAAAAUAUUAAAAGGAGAGUCUUAUGUUUGUUCUAGAAAUAAAGAGAGACCAGCCCGUCCCAUGUUACCAUCCCCGUGCUCAGGUAAAGCAAAGCACAAAUGUGACACCUUCAUUAACGAGGAAAACCGACGCAAAAUUUACUAUGAAUUCCGUCAACUGAUUUAGGUAGAUGAACAGCGAAUUUUCUUAAAUAGUCAUAUUGAUAGACAAGUAAAAAAGAGAGUGACUAGAAACAUUGAAAGUUCAAGAAGAACGGUCAGCAUGAGUUACUCGGUUACCGUCAAUGGGGAGAAAAGAAAAGUAUGCCGAGCCUUUUUUAUGGCUACGCUCAACGUUACAGAUGCAUUUAUGCGCGGAUCUAUGACGAAGCUUUCUUCUAGCGGCAUAACUGAAAAAAAAAGUCGUGGAAAACAGGUCCCACACAACAAAUUGAAAGAUGCUGAUGAACAACUGAUUCGCUAGCACAUUCUUUCAUUUCCAGCCGUAGAGUCUCAUUAUUGUAGGGCAUCUAGUACCAAAAGGUAUUUGGAUUCUUCACUCAAUGUCUCUAUUAUGCACAAGCUGUAUAAAUCAAAGUGCUCAGAAUUGAAUGUCCAUCCAGUUUCUUUCGAAAAGUAUCGACGAGUAUUUAGAAGUUACAACUUGGGGUUUCAUAAACCCAAAAAGGACCAGUGCAAAAAGUGCUUGAAAUACACGAACAUGACAGAGGAUGAAAAAAAAACACACGAACAGGCUCAUCACGAACACAUGCUAAGGAAAAAAUUAGCUCGUGAAGCUCGAGAUGAAGACAAGGAAAUUGCAAAGAAUAAUUCAGCGGUACUGUCAUUUAACUUUGACCUCGAAGCAGUGCUUACGACUCCAAAGGGUCCAACAGGACAAAUAUUUUAUCUACGAAAAUUGGCUAUUUACAACCUGACCAUAUACAACUUAGGGAAUCAGGACGGAAUCUGUUACCUUUGGGAUGAAACCCAAGGAAAAAGAGGGUCAAACGAGAUAUCCUCGUGUAUUUACAAUUACAUUAUCAAUCAACCAAACAUUACUGAGGUUCGAAUGAUGUCGGACGGGUGUGGCGGGCAACAAAAAAAUUCUCAUUUUGCUGCUAUGUGCUUGAAACUUCUUACGGAUCACACUAAAUUACGAACUAUUGAUCACAGGUUUUUUGAGUCAGGACAUACCGAGAUGGAGUGUGAUUCACUCCACUCGAAAAUUGAGCAGAAGUCAAAAUAUGUUCCUGGUUAUUCACCUGAAGGUUGGGCUCAGAUAAUAAGAAGUGCUCGAACACACCCUCGUCCUUUUGAAGUCAGAUACAUGAUGUUUGAUGACAUCUUCGAUUUCAAGUCAUUUGGAACAAGAAAUUAUAAAUUGAACCAAAUUCCCUGGCAACAAGUUUGCUGGUUACAAUACGUUAAAACCGAUGACGUGGUGACAAUGUCUUAUAAAAAAAAUUUUGGAGAUGAAUUUCAACGAGUAAACAGCAUUAAAAGCCGUGGACGACCCAAAAAGGAUGAUUUAAAGAAAGCCUAUGAUGAGCAGUUGCCAAUUGCGAUUGCUAAAUAUAAAGAUCUUCAGAAAAUGUGUAAUGACUUAACUAUUCCAAAGAACUAUCAUAACUUUUAUAAUUCCAUAAAGGCCGAUAAAAUUAUAAGAGAUAAUUUGCCGGAGACAAAUGAAAGCGAGGAUUCAGAUGAAAGAUAAAUUAUUCUAACAAAUGAUGUUUUCUUCUAUAUUAUUAUUACGUCUAUCUUUGUAGUUUUUAAUAUUAGAAAGUUCUUUUUGUUCCAGUUUUACCAUAAUAAAGAUUGAUAUGGUUUCACUUAUAUGCAUUUUAUUAAAAACAUUACAAUGCUACAAUCACGAAUGUAGCUUUUUUCGAAAAUUAAUGGAUAUUUUCGUGAAUCUCUGCUAAUAUUUCUAAAAUAUAACUCCUACAUCUGUUGAUAAAAGUACAAAAAAGAAUUUGCUUAAAAUCCUGAUUUUUUACAACUAAUUGAAAGUUUAAAACUCAAAUAUUUGCUAACGCUGAUUUUGCACAUUCGUGGGUGUGGCAUUGCAU